This is a messenger RNA of Strongyloides ratti, 681 nucleotides long. RefSeq lists its product as hypothetical. The record is from RefSeq and is a predicted model, not a curated record. NCBI's taxonomy places the organism in Eukaryota, Metazoa, Nematoda, Chromadorea, Rhabditida, Strongyloididae. The coding region runs from base 1 to 681 and encodes 226 amino acids. The transcript is spliced from 3 exons.
AUGGUAUCGUCGUGCAAUUUUUGGAAAGCUUUGGUAGCUUUUACUAUUUUGUUCGUUUGCCAAAGUGUAUUUAUUGCUAAUUUCUGGUCUAAUCAGUGGUUUGUUGCUGAUAAUGUUGUAGGAAGAGGAUCAAUGACAUACACUUUAUUAAUUGGUUUUAAUAGUAAUUGUAUAAAAAGUAAUAACAAUGUCAAACCACACUGUACUUCAUUGUCAGAUAGCGGGGAUUUUUUUAAAAACUAUGGCAUUGAGUUUCCAAUUAAUACGAGAUUAUUAACUUUGAUGUACGUAGGAAAAUUUUUCUACUAUUUUAUUAUUGUAUUACAUCUGGUGAUGACAGUUGCAAUUAUUGGAGUAUGUCAAAAUUUUGAUAGUAGUAAGGCAUCAGCAUCAGAUAUACUGUUUACAUCGGCUUCUUCGACUGAUCUUAUCACUAAAAUUACUUUCUCUGUGUUAUUACUUUCUGGAUAUGGUUAUGAAAUUGGAAUAACUAUUAAUGGAGAUAAGGUAUAUUCAACAUUUGGUUUUGCCUUAGUUAUAUUUAUGGCCUCAUUGGUAGUAACUACUAUUGUCGAUAUACUUAUGCUACAUUCUUUUAUAAAAACAGGAAAAGAAUAUGUGUGUAGUAGAGGGGAAACAUACAGAAUAGUUCGUGGAGGUGUUUCCGUUGAACCAAAAUAA